Molecule: messenger RNA, 2065 nt
Organism: Aphidius gifuensis
Lineage: Eukaryota; Metazoa; Arthropoda; Insecta; Hymenoptera; Braconidae
Product: protein lethal(2)denticleless-like
Exons: 3
Coding region: 1-1188 (395 amino acids)
Biological process (GO): proteasome-mediated ubiquitin-dependent protein catabolic process; mitotic G2 DNA damage checkpoint signaling
Cellular component (GO): nucleus
Molecular function (GO): protein-macromolecule adaptor activity; protein binding
Source: RefSeq, a predicted model, not a curated record
AUGAACAUUACUGAUUCAUUAACACGUCGAACAUCUGGAUUUGAAACAAUAAAAGAUUAUGAUAUUGCACUUUAUCGACUUAAAUGUCAUCGUGAUAAUAUUUAUCAUGGAAUAACUCCAAAUACUGAAGCUGCUGAUUUUAAUCCUAAAAUUCCUAAACCACCAGUAUUUGCUUGUAAAUUUUCAACAACUGAAAAAUAUGGACACAUACUUGCUCUUGCCAAUGAAGAUGGUAAAAUUGCUUUGCAAGACACAUCAACAAAAGGCUUACCAAAUCAAGCCCUUGAUGGACAUCAGGCACAUUGUAAUGCAAUAUUUGACGUAGCAUGGAUGCCAGGGGAGCUUAAACUUGUCACAGCAUCAGGUGAUCAAACAGCUAGACUUUGGGAUGUGUCAAAUUCAGAUUUUAAAGAAAUUGGCGUAUUUAGUUCUCACGAGAGAAGUGUCAAAACAGCUGUAUUUAGACCAGAGGAUAAAGCAGUUUUUGCAACUGGUGCUCGUGGUGGUGCAAUAAUGCUAUGGGACAUAAGAGUUGUUGCUCCAAAUGGUAAAAGAAAACCAUAUAAUUGCAUUGCAAAUGGACAUGUUUGUAAGUCUAUUGAUAGACAACGUGAUGGAUCUGAAGUACAAUCAAGAGCACAAAGUAUUACUGAUCUUAUUUUUCAAGAUGAUAUGACUUUGAUAUCUGGUGCUGCUGGAGAUGGUUUUAUUAAAGUAUGGGAUUUAAGAAAAAAUUAUAGUGUUCAUGAAAAAGAUCCAUUACCAAAGUAUACUAUGAAUUAUUCUGGUGGAAGUACUAGAAAUGGUUUUACAUCGUUAAUUGUUUGUCCAGCUGGAGCAACACUAUAUGCAAGUUGCAUGGAUAAUAUUAUUUAUGCAUAUAAUAUUUCAUCAUACAAUGAAAAACCAUUUGCCGCAUAUUAUGGUCAUGAAAAUUCAACGUUUUAUGUUAAAACAUGCCUGAGUUCUGAUGGUCGUUAUUUGGCAAGUGGUUCUAGUGAUGAAAACGCAUACAUUUGGAAAACAAAUAAACCUGGAUCACCUCUUGUACGUCUUGUCGGUCAUACCAAGGAAGUAACUUGUGUUGCAUGGUGCAGUGUUGGUGAAAUAAAAAUUGUCACCUGUUCUGAUGAUAGUACACAUAGAAUUUGGAAAAUUGGACCUGAACACGAGAAAAACGAUGAAUAGUUAUUAUUAUAUUAUAGUUUAAAUCAAAAAAUAAAUAAGUCAACAAAUGUAAAUAAAAUAAAAUAAAAACAAAGAAUUGAUUUAAACUCGUCCUGGAUAUAAUAUUAUGCUAAAAAAAAAAAUUGAAUGAGAAAUGCUGGAGAGUGAGUAAGGGUUUAUCUCAAGAGUAUUGCGUUUUUUUAUAAAGUCAGCAAGCCACCAACGACAACGGCCAGCCCUCUCCCCGCCCAAUGUUGAAAACAAAACGCCUUCAUUGAGUGAAAAAUUCAGUUCAAUCAAAUUCGCAUUAAAUGAGUUAUGUCGUGUGGUAUAGUAAUACUGAUGGUGUACCUUCUGUCUAAUCACGAAUCACUUGGCAAGCAUACACACAUAAUCGAUUGCUCGACCCCGUGCAAGAACACUUUUUUGUUUGUGGUCACUCUUCAGUUUGUUGAGCAUAUACACAACAAAAGAGAGAAUUUUUUCGCAAUAUCGAUAUUAAGACCUCUUUUACUCUAUUGUUAUCGUGCAUCAGGACCACUCGGCUAGACUUUUUUUUUUUUUUUUUCCUUUUCUUCGGGUUUGGAAAACCCUGGGAUCCCCAUUGUUUCUACCCUAUGACUUUAUGACCCUUCUGGGGACUUUGAAUUAAAUUUUUUUUUUUUUUUUUUCUUUUUUUUUUUUAUUACGUGUAUUUAUUUUUAUUUUUUUUCUCUGUAUUCCUGACACUAUAUUAAUCCUAGUUUUUAUUUAAAUUCUUCUUUAAAUAGUGCUUAUGGAGCUUCUUAUUUAUUUUAUUUUUAUUUUUUUAAAUACCAACUGGUUUAUGAUGACAUUUAAAAAUUAAAUCUAUGGUUAUUCAACUGUAUGUAUAUAGUUAAAUAAACAUAUUAAAAUU